AUGGUGAUCGAAUUCGUGUCUGCUCCAGCGAAUAAGAGUGGAGCAGAUAGGGCUGGAGAAGGAAUCGAUACAGCUGUGCUGGGGAAUGAUAGAGACGCAUCUGGCGGAGUGGGGGGAUCUGAGGAAAAGGGGACUCAGGGUGAAUCAAUGGGAACGAAUGGAGGCAUGUUGGGUGGAAGAGAAGGCAGGGAAGAGGACAAGGGCGAGCCGCCCAAGAGAAACGGGAUGUGGCUGUCUCGUCUCCAGGCUGCAAACGUGUCGGAAGUGCCUGUGGGGUCGGUGGGAGCUGUAGGGGAGGUCGCAGCUAUUGCAUCCCUGACAGAGCUUGACAUGUCAUACCACCUGCUCAACACCUGGCACGAGGUGCAGAGGGUAGGGGAGGAACUGCCAGGCCUCACAGCCCUGGACAUCGGCCAUUCCAGACUCUCCUUCCCUUCGUUUGUUGGAGUCUCGCCUCCUCCUCCUCCUGCGCUCUCCGUCUCUCCGUUGGCUGCGCUAAGGAAGCUUGGGCUGAGCAACACACGGGUCACAUGGGCCCAGGUGGAGGAACUUUCACGGCAGCUUCCCCUACUCGAGACCCUGGUUCUGAUUAAAAACGAGAUCUCAGGACUGCGACCCAGCUCUGGUGCCGAUGCCAGUCGUGCUCCUCUGGACUGCCUUCAGCACCUGACGUACCUGGACCUAUCGGACAAUCGCAUUGCUGACUGGGCCCAAGUCUCCUUCCUCUCAGCCUUACCUUCCUUGAAGUGGCUGCUGCUAUCAGGAAACCAAAUCACCAACAUCCCAGGGAAUGAUGGCUCGCCUGCAAACGCCUCUACCUUUCACAACCUGCACCAUCUUUCAUUAGCUGACAACAACAUCUCUCAGUGGUCGUCCAUAGAUGCCCUGGCCAUCACAUGCCCGAACCUCAAUGAGCUUGUUCUCUCCCACAAGCCAUAUGUGCCCAGAUUGCAUUCAGCCAAUCAAACGCCAGCAUCAGCCAGUGCUCCAGCCAAUGGCAACGUGACGAAGUGCAACGGGACAGAGGGCAGGGCAACAGCGAAUGGGAGCCUGACACCUGGCAGUGACGGUGCUGCUGCUGCUGAUGGGGAGGAGGGUGGGAGGGUGGAGAGGUGUGAGUUUGGGCUUGGGGUGACGGAGGAGGGGAGGAUGGGAGUGAUUGCGAGAAUGGGGUCAAUUCAGAAGCUCAAUUGUGUUCAGAUCCUACCCAGGGAGCGCAUGGAUGCAGAGAUAUGGUACAUCUCCCACACCAUCCGAUCGCUCCCCCAUGCCACAUCCGUUCCCCAACUCAUCUCCUCCGGCCACCCAGCAAUCCCUGCUCUUCUUGCCAAAUUAGGCCUUGACUUGGUAUCAGAGCGACGGAAACUCCUCCCAGGCGUCCAUGCCAACGCUUCCACAGCUGCUACUCUUGCUCCUGGUUCUGCCGGUGCUGCUGGUGGUGCUGGCAGUGCUGGCAGCAAUGCUGCUGAUGUUACUGCCAGCUCCAACCGCCCCAGAAGCUCUUCGUUCCUCAGUAAGCCCUCAGACCCCUCCUCUUAG
Molecule: messenger RNA, 1539 nt
Organism: Closterium sp. Naga37s-1
Lineage: Eukaryota; Viridiplantae; Streptophyta; Zygnematophyceae; Desmidiales; Closteriaceae
Source: the annotation of a GenBank genome assembly